CUGGUUCUUCUUUGGGAGAAACACAGCUCUGGGUGGAGGAGAAUGUUAUUGAAAACAGUCGCCUUGUCCGAGUUUAGACCAGUAACAAUGAUAUGUGGAAACUCAUGUACAGUACAGUACAGUGCCUACAGAAGACUUGUAUCUUCGUUCCAUGAAUUGAUAAGGUCUCCACUCCAAGCUCAUCAAAUGGUUCUUCGCUAUCGCUAGCGCCGGAGCCGUGGAUCUAUUUUGUCUCUCGCUAUUACAUUUCAGAUGUUAUCGACAUACAUAACUCUCGCUACGUUAGAUGAACUCGAAAAUUGGAGGUGGAGAUGGAAACGUCCAAUAGGACGAUGUACAUUCGCUUGAGGAAGGAGUCAGAGGAUAAAGGCGAGCACGCCCUUAUCGUCACUACCACAUUCACGUCGCUGGCAGCAUCAUUGGUAGCCGCUCAUUUUUAUACAUGGGGUCUGUUGGUUAAAAAGAUCGGUUCUGAUGACUGGACGUGCCUAGUAUCGUAUCUCUGAUACUCCCCAUUGUAUUCAUGGGACUGCUCAUUGGUGGUAUGGUAUGCCACCGAAAACUCCUUGAACGUGGCACAUUUCCGUUCAUCCCCGGCGAAGGAGACUUUGGAUAUUGGAAGGAAAACGCUAACGAACAAGUAGAACGGAAAUCCGCACCUGGUGGUAUGCAUAGUGCUAGUCUCUUCUGCAACAAAGCCUCGAUCAGCCUGCAGUACCACAGAAGCUUCCCGGGGAGUCGAAUACGUAUAGCAUGCUAUGGCGCCCUCGCUUUCUUAACACUAUACGGCCUCUGGGUGGUUAUCGGGUCGUUUCUCAUCUGCGUCCCCAGUGAAACCUGCAUGAGUCGGGAUGCACUCUGGCUCUCCACUGCAAUUGUGCACAUCGUCACGGAUAUCAUUCUGCUUGCGAUCCCCAUGCCGAUUCCCAUCAGGCUGAAUCUUCAUAAAAGGAAGAGAAUCGGCCUCGUAUUGGUUUCGCUCUUGGAGGAUCAAAGCAAUGACGCGGCGGCCUCCUGGUCAGCUGUCAAAUGCGAUGUCGCGAGAAUAUGUUGCUCUCUUCCCACCCUACGGACGCUUAUAACCCGAAUGUUCCCAAACAUAUUUUCGAAGAGCAACCGUGCUUAUGGAGGCGGCUCCAAAGGGAAUUCCUGGUGUUUACCAAGAUGGUUCGGGUCCCAGGGGUCUCGAGGAGCAAUCGACCAGGAACAUGAUAUGCAACCUUCCCAGAAAAAGCCGAGGGAUGUAGAGGAUUGUGGAGAUUCAGGCAGGGGUGCGGAUGGGGUCAGAGCAAUCGAAUCGAUUUCACAGCGGCCCCUGUAUAUGACAUAG
Molecule: messenger RNA, 1330 nt
Organism: Blastomyces dermatitidis ER-3
Lineage: Eukaryota; Fungi; Ascomycota; Eurotiomycetes; Onygenales; Ajellomycetaceae
Exons: 5
Coding region: 524-1330 (268 amino acids)
Source: RefSeq, a predicted model, not a curated record